Molecule: messenger RNA, 731 nt
Organism: Dipodomys ordii (Ord's kangaroo rat)
Lineage: Eukaryota; Metazoa; Chordata; Mammalia; Rodentia; Heteromyidae
Gene: Lypd6
Product: LY6/PLAUR domain containing 6
Exons: 4
Coding region: 72-587 (171 amino acids)
Biological process (GO): positive regulation of canonical Wnt signaling pathway
Molecular function (GO): acetylcholine receptor inhibitor activity
Source: RefSeq, a predicted model, not a curated record
GUGCAAGUUGUCUCCCAUCGCUUUGUGUCCCCACGCAGGGGCCCUCUGUAUGAGUGAAACGUUGCUCUGCCAUGGAACCUGGCUCUGCCCUGGCCUGGCUCCUGCUCCUGAGCCUGCUGGCUGAUUGUCUGAAAGCUGCUCAGUCCCGAGACUUCACAGUGAAAGACAUCAUCUACCUCCAUCCUUCAACUACACCAUAUCCUGGAGGAUUUAAAUGCUUUACUUGUGAGAAGGCAGCAGACAAUUAUGAAUGCAACCGAUGGGCUCCUGACAUCUACUGUCCUCGAGAAACCAGAUACUGCUAUACUCAGCACACGAUGGAAGUCACAGGAAACAGCAUCUCUGUCACCAAACGCUGUGUACCACUAGAAGAGUGCUUGUCCACUGGCUGCAGAGACUCAGAGCAUGAAGGCCACAAGAUCUGCACCUCCUGCUGUGAAGGAAAUAUCUGUAACCUGCCACUCCCUCGAAAUGAAACCGAUGCCACAUUUGCCACCACAUCACCUAUAAAUCAGACAAAAAGGCACCCACACUGUAUGUCGGUGCUUGUGUCCUGCUUGUGGGUAUGGUUAGGACUCACUGUGUAGCAGCUCAAGGCAACAUGGGUAGUAGUGAUCUGUGGGGAUCACGGCAGUCUCUCAUCAUGCAUGCGUCAUUGACCUGGCAGCAUUGUGCACAUAAGAUCACAGCACUCACAGGUGUCAUCAUGGCCAGGCAGUACCCUAGCCAUG